AUGUCACUACUCAAACACCUUCUCAUUUUGACACUUCUCGCGUCCGCCGUUUGUGGUUUCUCAUUCGAUGAAUAUUUUACCAUCAGAAAAACAUCAUUUACUUCAUUUACAUUAACAGGAAUUGGCGUUGACUCGAGUAUGAUUGUGAAAUUUACAAACAUGAGCGGAAUGGCAAAAAUUAACAAUCUCGAGUUGGUGUCAAAUUCCUUCCCACGAGUUGUUUCAAAUUUACCCUUUCUACCAUAUGAUACCAUGAAUAUUUACAAUGUUUUUCAAUUGGAUUUAUCGAAAAGUUUUAUACCAGAAAUGGCAACUAUUCCAACACUUGAUAUUACAAUGGCAAUUGUAGGAACGGAUGUGAUGGACACGGAUCCAAAAAGUUAUAGAUGUGUCGUAUUUAAGGAUAGUCAAACGGUGGUGCCAGUUAAAGCUCUUUCUCAAAAAGGAAAUGAAUUUACAUUUACUGUUCUAAAUUUGGAAAGAGAUUAUAUUGGAAAUAAUAAGACACUCAUGUUUGGAUUGGUGGGAAAGACAUUUGAGAAUGUUAGAGCUGAUUUUGAUGUUCCUUACACGAUUGAGUUUAAGAGAAGUUUGAAUUUUCGUCAACAAUAUUCGCCAAUGGAUGAAAAUCUAAAAAUGGAAUUUAAAGAUAUUUUUAACUUUCCAUAUUCGGUUAAUUUACAAAAUAGGCAAGGGGAAUAUUCAAAAAUUAAGUUGGAUUAUGAUGAUUAUGUACCACUCUAUUUAUUUUCAACAAAAACCAACACAUCAGAUCCAAGCUUUUUUAAUGUUGUCUUUUCUUUCAAUUCAAAUUUCACAUUUUACAAUGCCACAAAUGGAAAGUCAUUUAAUAUCAAAGAAGAUACCUUGAGUAUUGCAACUUGGGUCAAUGAUUAUUGGAUACCUGAUCAAAAAUUAGUUUGUAAUGAACAAACUUGUGAACUGACAAGUAGUGUGAUUUCUGGCAGACUUGUCACAAUUUGUGGUGUCAUUGACAAUACUCCACCACCUCCACAUCACGAGAGAGAGGACACUGCCCAUGGAGUUACAUUGAGAAACAAUUCAAAACUCUAUUUGGAACCAAUUUCUAAUGGAAUUUCACAUUUAUAUCAAAUUUCCUUACCUGCUGGUCAACAAGUUAUUUUGAAAAUUCCAAGAAUAUUUGGAAAGGAUGCAUCCACCUUUACAAUCUAUCAAUCAUUCAAAUCUGAAACUCCAAAUAGUCAAAAUUAUGAGAAUGUUGUAGAAAUUUCAAAAACUAUGAAAAGUAUUACAAUUUCCAAUAAUGAAACAUUGGCUCGUACAGCAUACUUUCAAUUAUUUGCAAAUCAGAAUGCCAUUAAUUAUAUUGACGUGUCAGCUUUCAUGAUGCCUAUUUCUCCCUCUUACAGUAAUCCAACUAUUGGAAGUCCAAGUAGUAAUGAUGGAAAUAUAAUCUCUGAAAAAAGAGAUUUCACAUGGCUUUAUGUGUCAAUUGGAGUUGUGUUUGGUGGUUUAUUGUUGGCAGCUGUCAUUACCAUUGUUUUUGUACUUGUUUCAAAGUGGAGAAUGAAGAGACAGGCAGCUCAUAUUAAUAAUCCUUCAAUUGCCAUGAUGGACUCUUCAUCUUCAAAGUAUUAUGUAAUGAGAGAUGGUUUCUAAUAAUUUAUUGUUAUCCUCAUUUCAAUAAUAAUUAAAUACUAUUAUGUAACACAGUCAACAUUUAUAAAAUUUAGUGGAUGAAA
Molecule: messenger RNA, 1724 nt
Organism: Naegleria gruberi
Lineage: Eukaryota; Heterolobosea; Eutetramitea; Acrasida; Naegleriidae
Exons: 1
Coding region: 1-1641 (546 amino acids)
Source: RefSeq, a predicted model, not a curated record